UCGCCCGCCCGCGCCCGGAGCCGCUCUCCGACGCCCGCCAAGAUCAAAUUUUGGCGCCGAGAGCCGCAGCCGUUAGGGGCGGUGCCUGAUGGCGGCCGCCCCGCGGCGUCAGCCCGGCCUGCCCUCCGCGCGGGAGAGGGCGGUACAGGGCCGUUCCUGGCGCCUCCUGGGAGAGGAGCAGGCGCAGCCGGAGCGGAGGCGGAGGGGACGGCGGGCGCCGCGGGGCAGGAUGGUGAUUGCCAAGGCGUGGGCUCUGAAGAAGCAUUUUGAUGGUUUUCCCAAAACCAGUGACUUCGACCUGAAAAAGAUAGAGCUGCCAAAUCUAAAGGAUGGAGAGUUGCUGCUUGAAUCAGUGUUUCUCAGUGUUGAUCCUUACAUGAGACCUUACAGUCGAAGGGACUUGAAGGAGGGUGACAUAAUGAUAGGCACGCAGGUUGCCAGGGUAGUAGAAAGCAAAAAUCCUGCUUUCACAGUGGGGGCCUUUGUCGUGGCUCGCAGGGGCUGGAGAACUCAUUUUAUCUCUGAUGGGAAAGACCUACAACUUCUUCCUUCCAAUUGGCCGGAAUCGCUCCCCAAAUCUCUAGCUCUUGGAACAGUUGGCAUGCCAGGCCUCACUGCAUAUUUUGGUCUGCUGGAGGUCUGCAAGAUGAAGCCAGGAGAGACAGUCCUGGUUAAUGCUGCAGCUGGUGCUGUGGGCUCUGUGGUGGGGCAGCUUGCUAAAAUUGGGGGCUGCAAAGUGGUUGGCUGUGCUGGCUCAGAUGACAAGGUUGCCUAUCUGAAAAAAAUAGGCUUUGAUGAAGCCUUUAAUUACAAGACUGUUAAAUCUCUGGAUGAAGCACUGCGUAAAGCCUCUCCUGAUGGCUAUGACUGUUUCUUUGACAAUGUGGGUGGAGAAUUCGCCAGUGUUGCUAUCAACCAAAUGAGGAAAUAUGGAAGGAUUGCAGUCUGUGGCGCAAUCUCUCAGUACAAUGACUCCGUGCCUCAGAAUGGGCCUUAUGUGCAGAUUCCCAUGAUUUUCAAAGAGCUUCAAAUGGAAGGGUUUCUUGUGACACGAUGGAACAACCGCCGGGAGGAAGGUCUGCAGGCCCUGCUGAAGUGGGUCAUGGAGGGGAAGGUGAAGUACCAUGAACAAGUCACUGAAGGAUUUGAGAACAUGCCAAUGGCUUUUAUAGGAAUGUUAAAAGGAGAAAAUCUUGGAAAAGCUGUUGUAAAAGUGUGAAGAUCAGAUAUUCCUGGGAGACUGGUGCAGCAGAAUGUGAUUCUGUCACAUUCUAAAUGCUUUUAAUUCACUUGUCAAAUCAUGUGAUCAGUAUGAUUCAAUCAUUUUGCUAGAAGUUUGUUGAUGGUGACUUCUGUUAAUAAUUUGACUAAUAAGUCUAAGUAUAUUCCAGUUGCUUUGCUUGUGAAGAAAUUGACACUUGCUUCCCAGAGCUGCACAAAACAAAGUGCCUUAAAAUUGUUGAAAAUCAGACCUGUAACAGAUUUGAUAAUAGCUUGAACUUUUCUAUGAGCAGGCUUGUAGAAAGGAAAAUCAAUUUGAAAAGCUUUGCUAACUGAUGGCACAUUUAAUUCUUACCCAUUGAUUUGGCCCAGAACUUUGCAAGGGGGAUUUUUUUUUAACCCAUAUGAAGGAGCGGAGAGCAAACUAAGCUAGCAACAGUUGGGGAUUCCAGCUUCACCUCUAGCUGGCUUUUUAAUAAUAUUUUUCAUUAAACAGUGUAGCUAUCUCAGUUAUUCUGAGAAUAUGGAAAGGAAAAAUAAAUAUCCUAAUGUAUA
Messenger RNA from Zonotrichia albicollis (white-throated sparrow), 1776 nucleotides. RefSeq names its product prostaglandin reductase 1 (gene PTGR1). Gene Ontology annotation, molecular function: 2-alkenal reductase [NAD(P)H] activity; 15-oxoprostaglandin 13-reductase [NAD(P)+] activity. The record is from RefSeq and is a predicted model, not a curated record. Gene Ontology annotation, biological process: prostaglandin metabolic process. NCBI's taxonomy places the organism in Eukaryota, Metazoa, Chordata, Aves, Passeriformes, Passerellidae. Gene Ontology annotation, cellular component: cytoplasm.